AUGAGUACUGAUAAAAAAAAAGUCGAUCCUUUAAAAUCUUUCGUCGCUGGAGGUACUGCUGGUGCCAUUGAAGGUAUCAUAACAUAUCCUUUUGAAUUUGCUAAAACAAGACUUCAAUUGAUUGAUAAAUCUUCCAAAUCAUCAAGAAAUCCUUUAACUUUAAUAUAUAAUGUCGGGAAAACUCAAGGUGUAGGAGCUUUAUAUGUUGGAUGUCCAGCAUUUGUUGUAGGUAAUACUGUUAAAGCAUCAGUUAGAUUCCUUGGUUUUGAUUAUAUUAAAUCUUUAUUAGCUGAUAAGAAUGGUAAAUUAUCAGGUCCAAGAGGUGUAAUAGCUGGUUUAGGUGCUGGUUUAUUAGAAAGUGUAAUUGCAGUUACUCCUUUCGAAGCCAUUAAAACUGCUUUAAUCGAUGAUAAACAAUCCAAAGCACCAAAAUAUCAAAAUGGUUUGAUUUCUGGUAGUUUCAAAUUAUGUAAAGAUAUGGGAUUCAAAGGUAUUUACGCUGGUUUAGUACCCGUUUCUUUAAGACAAGCAUCUAAUCAAGCAGUCAGAUUAGGUUCAUAUAAUGCUAUCAAAACCAUGAUCCAACAAACUACUAAUACUCCUGCAAAUCAACCAUUAAGUUCAAUUGCAACUUUUGCUGUAGGAUCAUUUGCUGGGAUUAUCACUGUAUAUACUACCAUGCCUAUUGAUACUGUUAAAACUAGAAUGCAAGCUUUAGGUGCCGACAAAUUAUAUUCUUCAACCUUGAACUGUUUCGUUAAAAUUUUCAAAGAAGAAGGAUUAUCAACAUUCUGGAAAGGUGCUACACCAAGAUUAGGAAGAUUAGUAUUAAGUGGAGGUAUCGUUUUCACGAUUUAUGAAAAGAUGUUGGUCGUUUUAGGUUGA
Messenger RNA from Yamadazyma jaroonii, 885 nucleotides. Lineage: Eukaryota; Fungi; Ascomycota; Pichiomycetes; Serinales; Debaryomycetaceae. The record is from the annotation of a GenBank genome assembly.